AUGGCUUCGCUCCACCCCCUCACUGCGUUGACAGAAGACGAAAUCGUGCAGGCAUCGAGCCUGAUACGUGCUAUCCUUGGAGAAAAGACAAAUCUUCGUUUCAAGGGCAUCAGUUUGCACGAGCCCUCUAAAAGGGAAGUCUUGAAGUACCGCGAGCAUAGCCAGCCACUGCCUCGCAAGGCAUGGGUCAACUACUAUGUCACUGGAACACCGUUGUUUUACGAGUCCAUUGUGAACCUAAGCUCAAGCACAAUUGAGAGCAACAAGCAAGUCCCAACGCAUUUCCACGGUCCGUGCGAUGACGAGGAAAUCACCAGGGCUGAAGAAAUAGUUCUGGCGGACCCGAGAGUGCAGGCUGAGAUUGAGAAACUGGAGCUCCCCAAGGGGGCAACGGUUGUAUGCGAUCCGUGGAUUUGCAACCAACCAGACAGUAACCACUAUGCAUUCCCGCUGAGCGUCUGUCCAGUGCUCGACACGGUGACAAUGAAAGUGACAAGGAUCGAAUAUCUGCCCACUGGGGCCGGAUGGGAGAUCAAGCCACCACAGCCUGUUCGAGCCAUUGAGCCAAACGAGUAUAUCCCCGAGUUGAAUACAUUGCGCAAGGACUUGAAGCCGCUCCGAGUCAUCCAGCCUGAAGGCGCCUCAUUCACAGUGUCAGGCGACGUUGUCCGAUGGCAGAAAUGGGAGUUUCGCCUCACGUUCAAUUACCGUGAGGGCAUGGUGCUGCAUGAGGUUUCGUAUGAUAAGAGACCGCUGUUCUACCGUGUGUCUUUGAGUGAUAUGACGGUUCCAUAUGCCGACCCCCGUGCGCCUUUCCAUAAGAAACAGGCCUUUGAUCUUGGAGACACCGGCGCCGGACUUACAGCAAACGACUUACGUCUAGGCUGCGACUGUCUCGGCUCAAUAUACUACAAAGACGGGCUCAUUGCCAACGAGGAAGGUCACCCCAAGUGGAAACGCAAUGCAAUUUGCAUUCAUGAACAAGACGCCGGUCUACUGUGGAAACAUACCAACUACCGGACGAACCGUGCUGCUGUAGUCCGGAACAGAGAACUAGUCCUUCAAUCUAUCAUCACGGUUUCAAACUACGAGUACAUCCUCGCUUUCGUCCUCAACCAAGCAGGCGAACUCACCUACGAAGCACGCGCUACGGGGAUUCUAUCUACCCAGCCCAUCGACGAAGGCGUAUCCGUUCCCUGGGGCACAGUUGUGCACGACGGGGUAUUGGCAGUCUAUCACCAGCAUAUUCUUUCCCUCCGCAUCGAUCCUGAGCUAGACGGCGACGUUAACAACCGCCUCAUCUAUGAGGAAGCACACGCUAUCCCAUACGACCCCAAACUAAACCCUCAUGGAAACGCAUACACCACCAAUAAGAGCGUCAUUCAGAUCUCUGGUGGAUACGACCUGGAUUCAAAGAAGAGCCGCGUGUUCAUGAUUGAGAACGCUCAUAAACAGAAUCCCGUCAAUGGGAAGAACGUGGCUUAUAAAAUCCAGGUUCCGCCUUUCCAGCCUCUGUUGGCUUCGUCGGAGUCCUUCCACUAUAAACGUGCUGAUUUUGCCGACCAUGCCAUCUACGUCUCCAAGCAUCCAUCAGCCAUCCUCCCAGCUACGAGUAGCAGUGUUGGCGAUGGCCACGAACUCUUCGCCGGCGGACAAUAUACCAACCAAAACCGGCUGACGACCGGAGUCCGGAAAUGGGCUGGUCGAAAGGACGACAUCUCAGACACGGACAUUGUGGUCUGGGUCCAGUUUGGUCUGCAGCAUAUUCCUCGAGUUGAGGAUUUUCCAGUCAUGCCGGCAGAAAUCAUUCGAGUUUCACUGAAACCGGUCAAUUUCUUCACCAAGAACCCAGCGAUUGACGUGCCGCCAUCAACUCGUACUCGCUAA
Messenger RNA from Talaromyces atroroseus, 1887 nucleotides. RefSeq lists its product as hypothetical. Gene Ontology annotation, molecular function: copper ion binding; quinone binding; primary methylamine oxidase activity. The record is from RefSeq and is a predicted model, not a curated record. The transcript is spliced from 8 exons. Gene Ontology annotation, biological process: amine metabolic process. Lineage: Eukaryota; Fungi; Ascomycota; Eurotiomycetes; Eurotiales; Trichocomaceae. The coding region runs from base 1 to 1887 and encodes 628 amino acids.